GAGCUGUGGAAUCUCUGUCCUUGGAGGUGUUCAAGACCUGCUGGGACAAAGCCCUGAGCAGCCUGGUCCAAGAGUGCAGGUGGAGAAGCCAUGAAUGAAAACAAAUUUCUGAACACAGACUCCAGCACAGGAUCAGUGGAAACAACUGUCAAGCCGUUACCAUUUAAAGAUCCAAACUUCAUUCACUCCGGCAUUGGUGGAGCAGCAGCUGGCAAGAAGAACAGAACUUGGAAGAACCUAAAACAAAUUCUUGCUUCUGAAAGGGCAUUGCCAUGGCAACUAAAUGAUCCUAGCUAUUUUAAUAUUGAUGCUCCUCCUUCCUUUAAGCCUGCCAAGAAAUACUCAGACAUUUCAGGACUCCCAGCAAAUUACACAGAUCCGCAGAGCAAGCUGAGAUUUAGUACUAUUGAAGAAUUUGCCUAUAUUCGGAUGCUCCCUUCAGAUGUGGUUACAGGAUACCUGGCUCUAAGGAAAGCAACAAGUAUUGUUUCCUGAAGAGACCGAAUAUUGUUGUAUAUCGCUUGUGAACAGUGCUAAUUUUGAGAAUCAUGAUGGAAACUGACUGCGAGACUGAGGUUCCUUAAAACUAUCCAUGGAUAUUUACAUCUGGAAGUAGUUGAUGAUACAUGGAGUUGAAGAACAUAUGGAUUUAAUUUUGAUAAAUGCUGAUAUUUGUUAGUUUGCCAAUUUGUAAGCAAUUUGGUUUGGUGAACAGAAUAACUUAGACCUUAAGGAUACCUAUCUGCACCAUAAUGUCUGAGUUACGUUAAUUUCUGUAGAGAUGGGAUUUCAUGUCCACCCUGUAUAUUUUAUGUACUGCUCUGGCUCAGAAGGAACAGUCAUUUGAAUUAAGGAAAAGGUACCAAGGCAUCCCAACUUCUAAACCUGCCUUGCCAGAUGCGCUUGCCACUUGGCUGUGAAGAAGUUUGUCCCAUCUGUAAAAUGAAGCUGAAAUACCUAGCAAGUGCUGCUAUUGUGAUGACUGUUUAUGGUACUGAGCACUGUGGAAACGAACAGCUUCACACAAAUAUUUGCACUGAAGAACUGUCAGCAUGAAUAAAGUUGGACUCAAACUUGUUUUUAAAA
Molecule: messenger RNA, 1086 nt
Organism: Pygoscelis adeliae (Adelie penguin)
Lineage: Eukaryota; Metazoa; Chordata; Aves; Sphenisciformes; Spheniscidae
Gene: INO80C
Product: INO80 complex subunit C
Exons: 5
Coding region: 91-495 (134 amino acids)
Biological process (GO): chromatin remodeling
Cellular component (GO): Ino80 complex
Source: RefSeq, a predicted model, not a curated record